AUGAUGGUGGAGUCACUGGAAGGAGGGGACCUCUGCAUCCCUUCCCUCAACACCACCUGCAGGCCAAUGUCUGUUACUCACAGAGCCAUGCUCAUCAAAACACUGCUGUCCUGCUUCUGUCUGCUCACUGUGAUGCUCAACUUGUUGGUUAUCAUCUCCAUCUCCCACUUCAGGCAGCUCCAGACCCCCACCAAUCUCAUCCUCCUCUCCCUGGCUGUGUCUGACUUGCUGGUGGGCCUUGCAUCAAUGCCACUAGCAAUCAACAAUCUGGUGUCCUGCCAGAAUAUUGACAAAAUCUCAUGUGCUUUGUCGUACCUUCUGGCCUUCAUCCUCACCUCUGCCUCUGUUGGGAGCAUGGUGCUCAUAGCAGUGGACCGCUAUGUGGCCAUUUGUUACCCUCUGCGUUAUUCUUUCAUAAUAACAACCAGCAGAGUUAAAAUGUGUGUGUGUCUGUGUUGGAUGUGUUCUGUUAUCUACAACCUUAUCAUAUUGAAGGGUAACUGGUCACAAAUAGUUUUGUCUAAUCCUUGCCACGAAGUAUGUACAAUUAUAAUAGACUACAUUUCAGGAGCAGUAGACUUGAUUCUCACCUUUUUCGGCCCUGUUAUUGUGAUCAUAGUUCUCUACGUCAGAGUGUUUGUGGUGGCUGUGUCACAGGCUCGUGUCAUGAGGUCUCAAAUUUCAGCUGCCAAAUCAAAUACUGUGACUGUUAAGAAAUCUGAACUGAGAGCUGCUAGAACUCUUGGUAUUGUCCUCCUUGUGUUUAUAAUUUGUCUCUGUCCAUACUUCUUUCCUUCUAUAACAGGACAGGACACCACAACUGAUGGGAAUUCAUUAGCUCAAAUAUUUCUGUUCUAUUGCAACUCCACCUUCAAUCCUCUGAUCUACGCCUUUUUCUACCCCUGGUUUAGAAAAUCUGUUAAACUCAUUGUCAGACUUCAGAUCCUGCAGCCAGGCUCUCGUGAGUCCAAGAUAAUGUAGAGAUGAGACGUGUACUGUGCAUAAACUGACUUCCUUUCUGAAGGUAAAUUCAGCCUAAUACAGUCAGUUGUUGCUGAACACAGUGAAGGUACAAUGUUAUGACAUAUAAAUGGUUUUACUUU
Scatophagus argus is the source of this 1103-nucleotide messenger RNA. Its product is annotated as trace amine-associated receptor 13c-like. Gene Ontology annotation, molecular function: trace-amine receptor activity. The transcript has 2 exons. The record is from RefSeq and is a predicted model, not a curated record. Gene Ontology annotation, cellular component: membrane. Gene Ontology annotation, biological process: G protein-coupled receptor signaling pathway. Bases 1 to 981 code for a protein of 326 amino acids. NCBI's taxonomy places the organism in Eukaryota, Metazoa, Chordata, Actinopteri, Scatophagidae.